Molecule: messenger RNA, 4060 nt
Organism: Varanus komodoensis (Komodo dragon)
Lineage: Eukaryota; Metazoa; Chordata; Lepidosauria; Squamata; Varanidae
Gene: SCRIB
Product: scribble planar cell polarity protein
Exons: 30
Coding region: 1-3987 (1328 amino acids)
Biological process (GO): neurotransmitter receptor transport, endosome to postsynaptic membrane; neurotransmitter receptor transport postsynaptic membrane to endosome
Cellular component (GO): adherens junction; postsynaptic membrane; postsynaptic density
Molecular function (GO): protein binding
Source: RefSeq, a predicted model, not a curated record
AUGCUGCGCUGCAUGCCCCCGCUGUGGCGCUGCAACCGGCAGGUGGAGACGCUGGACCGGCGCCACCGCUCGCUGCAGGCCGUGCCCGACGACGUCUACCGCUACAGCCGCUCCCUCGAGGAGCUUCUGCUCGACGCCAACCAGCUCCGUGAGCUGCCCAAGCCUUUCUUCCGACUGCUGAACCUGCGCAAGCUGGGCUUGAGCGACAAUGAGAUCCAGCGCCUCCCACCUGAAGUGGCCAACUUCAUGCAGCUCGUGGAGCUGGACAUCUCCCGCAAUGACAUUCCAGAGAUUCCAGAGAGCAUCAAAUUCUGCAAGUCCUUGGAGAUUGCGGACUUCAGCGGGAAUCCUUUGUCCAGGCUUCCCGAGGGCUUCACCCAGCUGCGCAGCUUGGGCCACCUGGCCUUGAACGACGUCUCCUUGCAGAGUCUGCCCAGCGACAUUGGCAACUUGGCCAACCUGGUGACUUUGGAGCUCCGUGAAAACCUGCUGAAGUCUCUCCCAGCUUCGCUCUCAUUCCUGGUCAAACUGGAGCAGUUGGACCUUGGCGGCAACGACCUGGAAGUGCUGCCGGAUACACUAGGUGCCUUGCCGAAUCUGCGGGAGCUGUGGCUGGACAGGAACCAGCUUUCAGCGUUGCCCCCUGAGCUGGGCAAUUUGCGCCGCCUCGUCUGCCUGGACGUCUCCGAGAACAAACUGGAGCAGCUGCCUGGCGAGAUCAGUGGGCUGGUGGCCCUGACAGACCUGCUGCUCUCUCAGAACCUGCUGGAAUCCAUUCCUGAUGGUGUUGGCCAGCUGAAGCAGCUCUCCAUCCUGAAGGUGGAUCAGAACCGGUUAGUGGAAGUGACGGAAGCAAUUGGGGACUGCACCAACCUGUCGGAGCUCAUCCUCACUGAGAACCUGCUGCCGGCCCUUCCCAAAGCACUGGGAAAACUCACAAAGCUGACAAAUCUUAAUGUGGACCGGAAUCGCUUGGUGGCCCUUCCUGCUGAGAUUGGGGGCUGUAGCAGCUUGAAUGUUCUCUCUCUUCGGGACAACCGUCUGGAGUUCCUGCCCCCUGAGCUUGCCAGCACUACUGAAUUGCAUGUACUGGAUGUAGCAGGCAACCGGCUGCAGCACUUGCCCUUUGCCCUCACCAGUCUGAACUUGAAGGCCCUCUGGCUGGCCGAGAACCAGUCGCAGCCCAUGCUGAAGUUCCAGACGGAAGACGACGAGAAGACUGGCGAGAAGGUGCUCACCUGCUACCUCCUCCCCCAGCAGCCCUCCCCCAGCCUAGAGAACCUUCUGCACAACAGUGUUGACGAGAGCUGGACAGACACCAACCUCAACCGGGUCAGUGUGAUCCAGUUUGUGGAUGAGCCCCGGACAGAUGACGAUGAGGAGGAGCCCGAGAAGCGGGGUCUGCGCCGCAGGGCAACUCCCCACCCGAGCGAGCUGAAGUCCAUGAAGAAGGUCAUCGAAGGACGACGCGGCGAGGCGUCUGCUGCCAGGCUGAGCGUGGAGCCGGACUCGCUGCCCCCCGAGGAGAAGAGGCUGAGUGCCACGUCCAACCGCAGCGAGGACUCGCAUGUCUCCAGCAGCACCGUCUCUGCCAGCGGCCAGGAGGAGGAGGAGGCAGCGGCCCCGGCGGGGCAAGUGCCCGAGGCACCGAGGCCUGGCGAGGCAGCGAGGGCCAGUCCAGAGGAAGGCGUGAGGGCGGAGGAGGUGGAGCAGGCGCGGCGGGAGGCUGCUGCAGCAGAAGACGGCACGGCAGGCCAGGAGGAUGAGCUGGAGCUGGGGUACAGUGAGCCGACGGUGCACUUUGCCGAAGACACGCUGGUCCGCGGCGAGGAUGACGAGGAGGAAGAGGGCCCAUUCCCGGUGGGAAAGCAGCGGCUGAUCCGGAAGGAUACUCCCCACUACAAGAAGCACUUCAGGAUUGCCCAGCUGCCCCGGCCAGAGGCCGUGGUGGCCCUGCUGCAGGGCUUGAGCUCUGAGGAGGGUGUCCACGAGGCAGCGGAGCCGGUGGCGCCGGAAGAGGAGGAGGCGGCAGAGCAGGCCGGCUGGGCUGAAGAGGAGGCCAGGAACGGGCUGCCGGGUGGCCCGCCCUCUGUCAAGGGGGUGUCGUUUGAUCAAGCCAAUAAUCUGCUGAUUGAGCCUGCCCGCAUUGAGGAGGAAGAGCUGACCCUGGUCAUUGUGCGGCAGACGGGGGGCCUGGGCAUCAGCAUCGCGGGGGGCAAGGGCUCCACACCCUACAAGGGAGAUGACGAGGGCAUCUUCAUUUCCCGUGUGUCCGAGGAGGGCCCGGCAGCCCAUGCGGGGGUGCGGGUGGGGGACAAGCUCCUGGAGGUGAACGGCGUGCGGCUGCACCACGCGGAGCACCACGCGGCCGUGGAGGCCCUGCGGGGCUCGGGCAGCAGCGUCUCCAUGACGGUCCUGCGCGAGCGGAUGGUGGAGCCGGAGAACGCCAUCACGGUGACGCCGCUGCGGCCCGAGGACGACUACAGCCCGCGGGAGCGCCGGGAGGGCCUGCAGUUCCCGGAGGGGCCUGAGGGAGCGGCCCCGGCGGCCAGGCGGCUCUCCGCCUGCCUGAUGCGGAACGAGCGGGGCCUGGGCUUCAGCAUCGCAGGCGGCAAGGGCUCCACGCCCUACCGGCCUGGGGACACGGGAAUCUUUAUCUCCCGGAUUGCGGAGGGGGGUGCCGCGCAUCGGGACGGCACUCUGCGUGUGGGCGACAGGGUCAUCUGGAUCAAUGGGGUAGACAUGACGGAAGCCAGGCAUGACCAGGCCGUAGCGCUGCUUACCGCUGCCUCCCCCACCAUCUCGCUGCUGGUCGAGAGAGAGGCUGCCUCCCAGCCCGGCGAGGGAGACCUGCCCCCAGGGCAGCGAGGGGGGCGGGUGCACUCCCCCCCACCGCCGAGUCUCCGGGAGAGCCCACACGAGGAGAUGCCCCUGCCUCCCAGGAGCCCCCUGCCCCCGAGACUGGAGGGCCAGUACCCCGUUGAGGAGGUGUGUCUGGUCAAGGCGGGGGGCCCCCUCGGGCUCAGCAUUGUGGGGGGCAGCGACCACUCGAGCCACCCGUUCGGGAUCCAUGAGCCUGGGGUCUUCAUUUCCAAGGUGAUCUCCCAGGGGCUAGCCUCACGCAGCGGGCUGCGUGUCGGGGACCGUAUCCUGGAGGUGAACGGCACGGACCUGCGCCAUGCAACGCACCAGGAGGCGGUCAGCGCCCUGCUGUCCAACACCCAGGAACUGAGGAUGGUGGUCAGGCGAGACCCUCCCCCCCCCGGGAUGCAGGAGAUCUGCAUCGAGAAGAGGCCGGGAGAAAAGCUGGGCAUCAGCAUCCGCGGCGGUGCCAAGGGCCAUGCCGGGAACCCCUUCGACCCCACAGAUGAGGGCAUCUUCAUCUCCAAGGUGAGCUCCACGGGGGCUGCAGCCCGGGACGGUCGGCUGAAGGUAGGGCUGCGCAUCCUGGAGGUGAAUCACCAGAGCCUUCUGGGCAUGACGCACACAGAAGCAGUCCAGAUCCUGCGCGCCGUGGGAGAUACGCUCCUCAUGCUGGUUUGCGAUGGGUUUGACCCCAAGGCCGUGGUUGCCAUGGAGGUGUCCCCAGGGAUCAUCGCAAACCCCUUUGCAGCUGGCAUUGGGCGCAAGAACAGCCUGGAGAGCCUUUCCUCCAUUGACCGGGACUUUAGUCCAGAGGAGCUGGAUAUUCUUCAGAAGGAGAUGGAGAUGGUGAGGGAGACGACCCAGUGGGAGAGGGAAGAGAUGGAGAAAGUGGAGCGGAUGCGCAGGGAGCGGGAGACGGCCGCGCAGCUGCUGGCCGAGGAGGCCGAGGACCUCGGCGCUGAGCCCCUGCAGCUGGACUACCGGACCCUGGCAGCCCUUCCCAGUACCGGCCUCCAGAAAGCCACCCGCGGCUAUUUGCACACCUUUCGGGUGCCCCCAGAAACAGUUAGAGAGCACAAAGCUAAGAGCCCAAGCAUACCAGUUCAGCCAUCCUGGGACUGAAACCAGACCAGAGCAGAAACUUCUGUUCUGUAUUAAAAGCCUCUGACAUUCAAGCAAAACAAGCGUGUUCACU